Molecule: messenger RNA, 4961 nt
Organism: Apis mellifera (honey bee)
Lineage: Eukaryota; Metazoa; Arthropoda; Insecta; Hymenoptera; Apidae
Gene: jvl
Exons: 7
Coding region: 755-3343 (862 amino acids)
Source: RefSeq, a predicted model, not a curated record
UUCAUGAUUGGCGGCAGUCGGCACUAGCCAGUGGACGCGAACGGUGGUUUGAUUGUAAUGUAGUUAAAUCAAAUACUGCACAUGAAAAUGGCGUAGUAAGGUGGUAUAACGCCGUAAUUAUCAUCGCAUAGAUGUGUCGUGAAAAGUUUCGAACAGUGAACAAGCGUCUAUCAAUUGACUUUUUAAGCAUUUAUAACGAUACCGUCCAAUUAAAAGCAUUGUGAUUAAUUCGAUGGAUCACUUAUCCUAAUAACAGCGUGAAAAGUGUGUUGUGUGUUGGUGACUCGUACUGUGAUUUGACAACGGAUGUGUUCGAAUUCCUGUUAAUGUUUUAGAGGUCGAACGAGAUGUACAAGCGUAAUUAAACUAACGUAAUUCAAUUUUCAUGAAGAAUAUCCAACGAUGGCACUCAUACUUGGGAGAAAUCAAGAAUUUUUCCUCGUGACAGCUUGACGACCUCGACUCCAGACGAGUUCAAGAUGGCGCCACCGGCAUUUUGACACUUGCCCAAGAUUCGUCAGCUGGAUUUUACAACCGCUCCGAGUUUCGAUUAUGAGCAGAGAAUUUUACGUUCCUUGUACACCCUACACUUAUCAGGUAAAACACGUUUCGUCACGUGAAUGUUACGAUCCUUCAUAUUUGCAUGUAUUCGUGAGUACAAAAAUGUGGCAGCGGCGGAGGGUCGACGGAGGGCAUCGUCGGGAGCGUGAGCGGGAGCGGGAGCGGUGGUAACAGCAGCAGCGGCGGCGGUGGCAUGGAUUGCAUGCCCCUGCGUCCGGGCCCGUUUCACUACUUGAUAAGCGAGCAGGCGAAAUCGUUGCUCGCCCUGCAGGAGUUGCAGAAUGAGGUCGGCGCCCUUCUCGAGUUUCGGGACCUCGUCAUCGAGACGUUCCCGAAUCUCCGCCACAAGAUGGCCGCCACGGCGUCCGCGGGGGCGUCCGUGAUGACGUCGUCCUCGUGCGCCCAAAACUCGCACAUCCCUCUGCCGCUCUCGAGCCCUUCCUCGAGGAGGAUCAACGAAUGGGAGCCGGGCAAGGUGAGGAGGCGAGUCCCCCGCGAGGCGAGCGGCGGCGAGUCGUCCUCGUUGCCGAGGAGUCGGAGCAACUCGCACAGCGGCGGAACGAAGAACAAUUGCAGCGCCACGGUCCAGGAUUCCGGGUUCAGCACCGAGACGUCCUCCAAAGACAGCGCCUCGACCGCGAUAGCGCCCCGACCGAACAGUCCCAGGCCCGCUAUUCUGGACGAGGCCGAGGACGAGCUGUGGAACCUGUUGGACGUGAUCCAUCGUAAAGGGAUCAGGCUGAGGGAGGAGGUGGAGUGUUUGCAGGGCCGGCUGGAGAGCGUGGCGUCCGAGGACCUCGGCUCGACCGACAUCCUCGACGCGGUGAGGAAGGUCGCGUGCCUGGAGGAGGGCGGGAAGGGGGCGGGCGUGGGGUCGAGCGAGCAGGGCGGCGAACAGGACAACGGGGACGGCAAGGAGUCUCAGGUGAUAGCUCUGAGGAGGGAGAAGGAGGAGUUGUUGGACAAGGUGGCGGAGCUGGAGGCCGAAACGAUAUCGAGCCGUGCCAGGGCGCAAGAGUUGCAAUCGGAGUUGGCCGCGUUGUCCGCGUUGAAGACGGGCCUCGAGGAUCGGUUGAGGGCCGGACUGGGCGAGACUUCCCCGGACAUACGCGUGCCCGGUGCCCAGAGGUUGCAACCCAUAACACCCGCCCUGCCCACCCUCGUCUCCACGCCGAAGAAGAGCAAUAACGUAAGCAAUAUCAAGAGCAAGUCGUCGGCGUUCGCGCCCGUCGCCACGUCCACGACGAAGGCUCACAAGAACCGUUUCCGGACGAGGACCAUCGAGAAGAACGUGUUGCUGGACGUUACGGCUCGGAACAACGACGAGCUCCGCGACAUCGACGUCGAGGCGAGCGUGAACGAGAGGAGGGCGCGACUCGGUGCGUUGGAUUCCGUCCUUGUGUCCCCUACCAGAGUUGCCCACGUGAAGGACGUCGAUUCGAAGAAGAUCGCUGCCAUCCUAAGGGAGAACUCCCCCCUCGAGUUGCAGCGGCAUUUGAUCACCACUACCGUCCAUAAUCAGGUCCUACAAAAGAGAUUAGACGAGGUGGAGAAAAGUACGGAAACUCUGUCGGAACGUUUGGACAAGGCACGAGAAGAGAACGACGAUCUACGUUUCCAGUUGGAAGAGAGGAACAUCGAGUUGGAGGGCACGCGGGCGCGCGUGCGCGUGUUGGAGAGACUGCAGCAAAGGCCGCCGACGGAGGCCGAGCCGACGGAUGCGGACGGGGAUCAGCCGAGAUGCGAGCAGAACGGUUUGGAGCCGGGGAGCAGCACGGAGUCGGCCCGCGACCAUCACCAAGCCGUCGAGGUGAAACCCUCGCCUCGGCGUCGUCCUAGUCGUAUACCUUUACCCGGCGCCACCGCGAAGGCGGCUGCGCCCAGGCCGCCCAGCCACGGAAGGAACGAUAGCAAGGAGUCGUUGAAGUCGUUGACGAGGCCUCCCCGUGAUUCCAGUCGCGACAGCCACUGCGGCAAGUCGUUGUCCAAGGCUCGCGACUCGAAUCGCGAUUCCCUGGGGAGCAAAAGCCUGACCAAGAGCGGCGGCAACGGAGGUGGAAGCAAUAACGGGAACGGAAACAGCAAGGAGACGAACAGGGAGUCCCUGAACAGGUCCCUGCCGCGUAACAAUUCCAGCCGAGACUCCUUAAACAAAUCCUCCUCGCUGUCCCGCGCCCGAGACUCGCUGGAGUCUAACAACCUCGGCGCGUCCUCAUCCCCGGGGACGACUCCUCCUCGACGACCGCCCGCUCCUGCACGCCGUUCCUACAGCCUGGCCCGCGCCUCGUCAUCCGUUGAUACCGAGAACGGCAAGAGACUCUCGACCGACACUUGUCUUAAAAACGACGAAUCGCCCGACGAUCCACUACCGAAAUGUCUGAUCUGGAGCGCAGGCGAGCGUGCGUUCGAGCCCGUCCCCGGCGGUCCAAUAAAGAAAAUGGCCCCUUCUCGCGUGCCGCCGGUUUUUCUCAGUUGCACCGAACCACCGAGUUCAUGGUGCUCGACCAACGGCAGCUUCCGGCACAGCGACUCCUCCUUGUAUCCGGACUCCUUGAACCAAGAGACCUCGUCGGUCACUGGCACUACAAGAGUGGAAUUCAUCAUCGGUUCGCCGACCAGACGCUUCCGUCAGAGCUCUGUCUGGCCGCACCGCUAUUUCGAUAGCAUAGACUCGGCGGCCAUCCCGGAGAGUCUGUUAACCGACGAAUUUUCGCUUCGACGUGGCGAGGCAUUGGCCGAGUGCGAUUCACUCGAGUGCCAUCCGAUCUCGAACGAGAGUUGAAUCGCGGAGAUGUCGUUUGUCGUUUGGCCAAAAUAAUACCUGAGGAAUUUUGAUGGAUUCACUCACGUUGAAAGCAUUUAGAACGAUAUUUAGGAUGAAAGUGCGAUCCAUCUUUCGUUGCGAUCCGAUUUUAAUUUUAAUCUUCGAAUAGUCUUCCUAAUAAUAUUGUAUAUUGUAUUGUAAAGAAGAAGUAUGCAUGCUUCUUUUUUUCAUGCUAUUCAUAUUUGUAUAAACUGUUAGGAGAAUUUAAUAAGUUUUCUUCUCGUCGAUUGUUGCUUUUAUUUUCUAAAGCGUAAGGAAAUUUUUUAAAGCGUAAUGAAAAAAUGUUAAAAUAUUUACACGAAUGAAACUGGACUUUUCUGCUUUGAGAUAUUAUCGAACUAACCAAUAGAAGGUUAAUAUUUUUUUUAGUUUUAUGAUCAGUUAUAUGAUCAAUUUCUUUUUAGAGAAAAUUUAAAAGGUACUACUACAUUCAGUAUUAUAUACGAUCCAACGAUGAAGAAGUAACUUUAAACUUUUUAAAAUUAUCAUCUUUGACUCUUUGAGUGAAUUUGAUAUCGAUUUUAUUAUAAAUAUUUGUUUUUAUUUUAUGUCGAUUUUUUAAUAUUAAAUUUUUAUGACCAAUAAUAUUUUCAACAAUUGACUUAAUUUGUACAUAGAAAAUCGUACGUGUAAAUUUUUUUAAAAGUUUUAUCUUAAAUAAUAUUAGGAAUUGUGCGAGUUUGAAACAUCAAGAUUCUUCAGUAUACAGCAAUUAAUGAUCAUAGGAACAAAAUAUUUUUGUAAUAGCUGAUUGCGCCAAUUUAUCAUUUCACGUUAAUCAUUUUUCACGUUUUGCAUUUUAGAUGCAUUUUAUCAUGUGAAUUUUUCUUAGAGUUUACAAUUCAAGCAUUUCAAGCAUUAUGGAAUUAUAUUCUAACAAGUAUUUUCUAACAAGUGACAGAAAAUGAAUCAAUUUUUUUAAUUUCCAAUAGUAAAAUUGUAUAUUGUUUAGACGCAGAGAUUGAUAAUCAUGUAUGAUACACCGACGUGUGUUCAUUUGCAGUGUCGAAUGAAAGAUAUAUUGAUGUAUAUAAUUUUCGAGCUAAAAUUUUUAUUUAUUGAAAAUACUUUUUAACUACGUGACAAAUAUAUCUACCCUUUAUCGUUCUAUAAAAAGAAUUAUUGUAAUAAUUCUUUAAGGGAACAAUAAUGACUAUCAACAUUAUUGUCGAUCUAAUUUUUUUGUUCUAUAAAUCUUCAAUAAAUAAUAUCGUUGAAAAAAUGUAAGAUAAAAUAAUUUUAAAAAGUACAAGCAUUUUCUUAUGAACUUUGGUAAAAACGAAACCAAAGUUAGGAAUACUUUUUCGUCCCCGAAAAAUGAAUAGGUCAAUAGAUACAUAUUCACAUUUCAUUGUUUAUCGACAUUGAAUUAUGUAUAUAAUAUUUUAUAAAAAAUUGUUAUGAAUAUCCAUAAAUUAACGUAAAACUUACAUUUUCAAUAGAGUAUACAAUUGUUCUUGAAAAGCAAAUAUUACAAAUGAAUGGAUUUUCACUGUAUAUAAUUUUAACAUCAUUUGUUAGUACAUUUUCAAAACGUUAAAUAUUUUCAUGAAAAUAAAUUUGGAUUUUUAUUGCU